Closterium sp. Naga37s-1 is the source of this 774-nucleotide messenger RNA. The record is from the annotation of a GenBank genome assembly. Lineage: Eukaryota; Viridiplantae; Streptophyta; Zygnematophyceae; Desmidiales; Closteriaceae.
AUGCACGUUCGGGAGCGAGGAGCCACCGGAGGUUCGGGAAUUAGUUUCGAGGAGCUUGCAGAACGUGACUAUAACGAGGGGGACUUUGAAGAGGAGGACGAGUGGGCGGAGGAAGAGGACGAGGGCGAAUGGGACGUGGGCGAUGCUGAUGUGGAACGAACCCUCGCUGAGUCAGCACAGGAGCUUUCCACGGGCAGUCUGGUGCUGCCGCCCGGGCGGCAAGCCCCGCGGGUGAAAUCAGCAGUAUUUGUGAAGAGCAGCAGCAGCGUGGCACAGUGCCCUAAGGAUACGAAAAUCCCGGAGUUUGCUGUGAUUGGCCGGCAAGACACAGCUGAUAAGCCACUUCCCUAUCAACGACUCCUGGUACCUCGUGGAUUUGCCUCCUCCCCAUCCACUCCCCCUGUUCCCCCCUUCCCACCUGCCCCCCAUCCCCACCAUACCCCCUUCUCCCCUGCAGGCAAGACGCAGCUGAUAAACCACUUCCUUAUCAACGACUCCUGGUAUCUCGUGGAUCUGCCAGGCUAUGGAUAUGCUGUUGCCCCCAAUGCCAUCCGCACGGAGUGGAACGCUUUUACCAAGGCCUACUUCACCUCGCGCACCAACCUGCUCACCGUGCUGCUGCUGGUGGAUGCUACUAUUCCGCCCCAAGCCAUUGACGUGGAGUGCGCUGAUUGGCUGGGGAGGAACAAGGCGCUGCAUCGUCCUUUCUCCUCCCCCCUGGAUCCCCCUCACGGUUGUCUCCACCAAACCCCCCUCACCGUCCUCUUUACCUAG